GGCAUCGUCCAGCUAGUGCAGACUCGACUGCGUGGCGAUGGCCCAUGUGUAUCUAGCCCGCAGUUGCCCGCAUAUGCAUCUGCAGUGUUGAGUGACAGUCGCCAGUACGAAGCUUCACUCGGUUGAUGUCCUGCUGCAUCCUCUUUCACUCGAGCUCCAGAUAGGCAUGAAUGGUUCCAUCGUCGUGUUGAUUGCUUUGCGUCCCUCUUGCCGUUGUUCUUCGAAGCGCUGACGGUCACACCUUCUUCGGUUUUCUUAUUGUCCACACUUUCGACAUGACUAGCCUGGGCUUUACAGAGCGCCUGAGCCUCAGUUGGAUCACUGUCGUGGGUGGACUUGCUUCCCUGAGCCUUGCUUACUGGGUACUCAGCGUAUUUCUGUCAUACCGAAAGCUACGGCAUAUCAGAGGACCCUGGCUAGCUUCGAUCUCUCCGCUAUGGAUGUUCUACUAUACUUGCCGUGGCACUCUGUACUUGGCUGUCGAAGAUGCCCUCAAGAAAUAUGGCUCUCCGGUUCGAAUCGGUCCAGAUUAUAUCGCGACGGAUGAUCCAGUUAUUCAAAGACAGAUGGCUGCCCCAAGGUCGCCAUUCAUGAGAGGACGGUGGUUUAAAGGCAUGAAGUUUGACACCCGCAAGGAUAAUGUGCUAUCGAUGAGCGACGAGAAGGCUCACGCCGAACUGAGGGCAAAAUUGAUGCCAGGAUACACUGGCAAUGAGGUCCCUACUCUCGAGCGGGAUAUAGAUGCUCGAGUGGUUGAGUUAUUGGAUCUGAUUCAACGCGCUUAUGUGGAUAAGAAUGAAGCCAUGGAUUUUGCAGUAUUGGCAGGGUAUUUCACCCUUGACAUACUGACGCAGAUCGCAUUUGGCCAGGCCCUAGGCUUUUUGAUCAAGAACGAGGACCUCUAUGACUAUCACAAAUCGUCGAGUCAGUUCUACCCCAUCAUGGAGCUCAGUUCCAAUCACCCAAUGAUUCUCUCGAUUCUUCGCAGCAGGAUAAUGCAGGGUGCCGCACCCAAACCAACAGACAAGAUCGGAUUCGGGGCGAUUGUGGGAGUUGCUCAUAAGGCGGUAGCUGAACGGUUUGGUCCUGAUCCAAAGAAGGUGCAGGACAUGUUGGGUUCGUUUGUCAAUCAUGGCCUGACGCAGCAGGAAUGUGAGGUCGAGACACUGUUGCAGAUUCUCGCUGGCGCAGAUUCGACGGCGACCGCCCUGCGCACAACGUUCUUGUUCAUCCUGACAAGUCCCUCGGCGUACGUCAGACUCAGAGAGGAGAUUGCGGCGGCUGUUGAGUCAGGCGAUGUCUCAUAUCCCGUGAUCAAGAACAGCGAGGCCCAGAACCUUCGGUACCUCGAAGCAUGCAUCCAAGAGGGGUUGCGCAUGUUCAUGCCCCUACAAGGCCUCGCUGGCCGAGUGUCGCCGUCCCCCGAUGGGGCUACUGUGAAUGGGGUGUUUAUCCCUCCCGGCACAGAAGUUGGCAUAGCUACGUAUGCGAUGGGCCACCGUCGCGACUUUUACGGACCAGACGCGGACACUUUCAGGCCGGAAAGAUGGAUUGACAACGACCCAGAGACCAUCAAAGGCUACGAAAGGAUCAACGAGUUGGUUUUUGGCGCAGGCCGCUCAAGCUGCUUGGGGAAAAGAAUUGCUCUGAUGGAACUGAGAAAGGCCAUUUUUGAGCUUCUUCGCCGCUACGACUUUACUCUCGUCAAUCCAUUUAAUCCAGUAAAAGUCCGCUCAAACUCGGUGGUCAUCCAGACAGAUAUGUACGUGCGAGCGUGGCCGAGGAAAGCCAACUAAGGGUAUCAAGCUCUGCGUCGAGUGGAGGUGAAAUCUAUUCGCUUUACGAAGAUUCUCAGCGAGUGCAAGUAAGCAAUGGAACCUGAACCGGAGGCGGAUUUCCUAGCAACGACUUCCUAUUAUCAGCAUAAGUAGCUCGACACCUGCA
Molecule: messenger RNA, 1944 nt
Organism: Exophiala xenobiotica
Lineage: Eukaryota; Fungi; Ascomycota; Eurotiomycetes; Chaetothyriales; Herpotrichiellaceae
Exons: 4
Coding region: 276-1796 (506 amino acids)
Molecular function (GO): monooxygenase activity; heme binding; oxidoreductase activity, acting on paired donors, with incorporation or reduction of molecular oxygen
Source: RefSeq, a predicted model, not a curated record